GCAGAGGCUCCCAGCCUGGGGCCAGUCCCCCCACACACAGAUCCCAUCGUGCCUGCUCGGAGAACAUCUUGGAAGAGCUACUGGAGAGCCACUGGAGGACAGAACAUUUACCAGGAGUGAGAAAAGACAAUGGAUUCAGACUUUUUAAAUGUGUUUACACAGCCUUCUACAGUUGAUCAGUUCCUAAAUGAGACCGUCAUUGCUAAAGGUGAGAAGAGGAAACUCAUAAAACCCACCUCAAGCAACAAUCCCAAGUUGGAACAAUUAAAACAGUUUUUGAUUGACUGGAUUAACAGAACUCUGCAAGAGGAACACAUAGUAGUUAAAAGUCUGGAAGAAGACCUGUUUGAUGGGUUGGUACUUCAUCACCUCUUGGAAAAGCUGGGGUCCCUCAAGCUGGAUGUCGACAAGAUCGCGUUGACGGAGAAGAAGCAGCGGCAGAAACUCUCUGUGCUCAUGGCAGCUGUGGCCAAGUGUCUGCAGCUGGAGGAGGGUCAGCUGAAGUGGAGCGUGGAAUCUAUCUUGACAAAGGACCUGCUGAGCACACUGCACCUGCUGGUUGCAAUAGCAAAGCACUUCAAUCCCAACCUGGCUCUGCCUCCAAAUGUUCAAGUGGAAACAAUCACCAUUGAGAACACCUCCAGAGGAUUAAAGGCAUCAAAUGCGGUGGAAAAUAUCACAGACAACAAAGAGAGCACAGAAGCGCAGUCAAAUGAUGCCUUUGAUGAAUUAUUUAGCCGUGCUCCAGAUAAACUGGAGGCUGUCAAAAAGGUGUUUUUGCAAUUUGUCAACCAGCACGUUGGAAAAUUAGGAUUAAGUGUGAAAGACAUUGAAUCUCAGUUUUCAGAUGGAGUUAUCUUACUUAUCUUAAUUGGACAACUGGAGGGUUACUUUCUGAAUCUGAGGAACUUCUUCCUGACUCCAGCCAGCACCACGGAGAUGCUCCACAACGUUAACCUUGCCUUGGACUUGCUGGCAGAUGGAGGUCUUCUGAAUUUUUCAGUGAACUCCGAAGAUAUUGUGAAGGGAGAUAUGAAGACUACAAUGAGGAUUCUCUAUUGCUUGUAUUCCAAGUACAAGACCAAAGAAGCAUGAAGGACAAGGCCAAAAGCUUGAGCUUUUAUUUUUUUUUCUCCCCCAGCAUGUCACGGCGUGAUUUUUGGAUUCCCAGCUCUGUUUUCCGCUGCUUCUGUGCCUGAACUCGUGUUUGACACUUGCUGUGUUAACAUUGCAUGUGCAAGUCUGUUAU
Manacus vitellinus (golden-collared manakin) is the source of this 1249-nucleotide messenger RNA. RefSeq names its product parvin gamma (gene PARVG). The transcript has 13 exons. NCBI's taxonomy places the organism in Eukaryota, Metazoa, Chordata, Aves, Passeriformes, Pipridae. Gene Ontology annotation, molecular function: actin binding. The coding region runs from base 130 to 1095 and encodes 321 amino acids. The record is from RefSeq and is a predicted model, not a curated record. Gene Ontology annotation, cellular component: focal adhesion; actin cytoskeleton; cytoplasm. Gene Ontology annotation, biological process: establishment or maintenance of cell polarity; cell projection assembly; actin cytoskeleton organization.